Molecule: messenger RNA, 1359 nt
Organism: Juglans regia (Persian walnut)
Lineage: Eukaryota; Viridiplantae; Streptophyta; Magnoliopsida; Fagales; Juglandaceae
Product: dnaJ homolog subfamily B member 1-like
Exons: 3
Coding region: 89-1261 (390 amino acids)
Cellular component (GO): cytosol
Molecular function (GO): protein-folding chaperone binding
Source: RefSeq, a predicted model, not a curated record
AUGUCUAGCCUCCCUGCAAAUUCUCUUUGCAUUAUCAACCUUUUUAUGUUGAUCCAUCCUCUCCAUCUCUCUCUCACUCUCCCUUUUCAUGGCAGAUCCUCCACGUUCAGUGACCACUCAUGAUAUCUACAGCAUUUUUGGAAUCUCAAAAGAUAUAUGCAAGGCAUACAAAUCCCUAUUCUUGAAAUGGAAUAUCGAUAAGAGUCCGAAGAACAAAAUCGAACUCAAAGCCAAAUCCAAAGCCACUGGUCGUGAAGAGUACUACAAGGUCAUCAAUGGAAAUAUCAGGGAUGAGGAAACAAGUACUACAAAUAGUGAUCCAACAACACCAGCAGGUUCCAGUCAUCAUCGAAACAACGAUGAUCACUUGUUCUUCACGCACCAGACUAACUCCUUAUUCUCGAGGAGUGGAAGUAGAAGAAGAAGCAAAACGCCGACACCGAGCCCACGAUCGUCGACCAACAAUUCAAGCCGAAGAUGCACCACCCCACAAUCAAGAAGCACGAGUGGUACUAGAAGAGGCUCCUCACAAACCGAAUUCCCUACUUUCUCAAGAAAUGCGUGCAGUAGGAGCAACUCGGAAACGGAAGCCUCUCUAUUGGAAAACAUGAGCUCCUUGGAAACGGAAAAGCCACCUCCUUUGUCAAGAAAUACGAGCCGAAGGAGCUCAAGUAGUACCCCUAUCAUAUUCUCACAAUCAACAGCAAGGAGAAAACCUCCACCAGUCGAGAAAAAGCUCCAUUGCACGCUCGAGGAGUUGUGCCAAGGAUGUCUCAAGAUGAUCAAGAUUACAAGAGAUGCCAUCACCAACAAUGGGAUAAUCAUCCAAGAAGAGGAGAUAUUGAAGAUACAAGUGAAACCAGGAUGGAGAAAAGGGACCAAGGUUACAUUUGAGGGAAAGGGUGAUGAAAAACCGGGCUAUCUCCCUGCUGAUAUAAUCUUCAUGAUAGAUGAAGGAAGACACCCACUAUUUACGAGGAAAGGUGAUGAUUUAGAAAUAAGGGUUGAGAUCCCUCUAGUGAACGCCCUUACAGGUUGCUCGAUUCCGAUUCCUCUGUUAGGAGGGGAGAAGAUGGCAUUAUCAUUUGAUGAUAUCAUAUAUCCAGGCUACGAAAAGAUUAUUCCAGGCCAAGGCAUGCCACAUCUUCAGGAUCAAGGAAGGAGAGGCGAUCUUCGAAUCAAGUUUUUGGUCGAGUUUCCUAUAGAUCUGGGUGAUGAACAACGAGCCGCAGCUUAUAGAAUACUACAAGAGUGUGUUUGAUUAUCAAAUCUUUGAUUUUGAAUAAAUUUUCAUCUUCUUUACUAAUGAAAACUUAGGGCUCGUUUGUAAACUUAAAAUAUCUCAUAAUUUUGUGACUA